GUGGUUUUCUUAGUGGUUCCAUCUGUUACAAAGAAAAGUUUCCUUGAAGAGGGGUAAAGACUAAACCCAUCUGAUGUACAAGGACAAGUGUUCAUAUUGCAGGGGGUUAUGCUGGCUUAGUAAAUUAAUGGUUGUACACUCUCUUCCAAUAACUACAAUUUCAGUAGCACCGAUCAGUUAGGUUGGUUUCCAGUACAAGGCAUGGCUUCCCUUGAGGUAUACUUGCCAUGCUGAACUCUGACUACCAGGCUGUGCUGGUUAUUGUGGUUCAUAAGUGGCAUACCUGGGAAGGACUUCUUUCCCUCCUCUGGAAGCUUACGUGGUAACUUCCGGUACCAAGAAAACUAGUCCUCAGGGAGCCUAUAUUCAAGCCAGUUCUAGCUCAGGGUACUGAAGCUGUUUUUAUAUCAUGGGGUAAACACUAGUACUCUCUUUUGAAAAUAGUUUACUUUUCAGCUCUUUUCAAGAACUAAUGCUUUUUACCUUGGGCUAUUUUGCUGUUCUUCUUUCUCCCAAAACAAAGUUGAGAGACCAGUUUGAUACAAAACAAGGCAUUUCAGAGGGCAAUUAAAAAAUCUACAGGAAAAUCCCACCUCUAGAGCCAGCUUCUCACUGAAUUUAAAUAGUGCAUGGAAAUUGACUAACAGUAGGUAUUUGACCCACUGUUAAACUGAAGAAAAUAACUGUUUCUGAAGGAUCAGAGAAAAAAGAGAAGGUAUCCAGUUGCUUGCUGUGCUGUUAUUGGGAAUGAGGAUUGAGAGGAGGUAAUAAUUUUCUCCCCCUCAGAGUAUUAUCAGGGAGAAAACUUCAUUUUGAAUGGAAAACCUCUGAUGCCUUUAUAUUUUGUAAAAAUCAUGCCAUAUAAAUUCCAGAAGCCAUGAUCAAAACCAACAAAAAUACCUGGCUUUUGCCAUAUGUAACUUUAAACACUCUUGGGCUCUGCUUGGGGUGAGGGCCCAACUGCUUGAAGGCCAGGGCCUGCAAUUAGCGUAUGCCUAUACCUGGAAGUAGACAACCUGAGAAACCUGCUGAAUGAAUGCCCCAUCACCUAUGAAAAUACAACAUGUUGACUAAUAUUCCCACCCGCAGCCACUUUUUCUGUCCUCUAGUUUAUGUUUAGACCAUGCUUAACUAUAGAAAAAUAUCAGGGAUUUUUUUGAAGGCCUAUGUCAGUCUAGGGGUGCCCUGUUAUCACUCUAUAAGACAAUAACGAUGAAAAUCUGUAUUAUAAUAUCUUCCCUCUACUCUCUGCUUCUUCUCUAGAGUCCUCUGGGGUUUUGUUUGGUUGGUUUGGUUUUCCUUAUCUUGCCUUCAUCCCCUUGUGAGUACCUAUGAGGAAAAGGAAGGACUCUCUGACAGAACCCUUGAAUCCCUUUACCCUGCCCUCUCUCAUUAGUGAUCACAAGGGAGGGUGCUUAUCAGACACUAGUCACUCUUAACCUUCCCACACUGUGACCUUGGUGAAUUCUUUCAGAUUAAUGCCGGUUUUCAGUCUGAUUUCUCCUUUUUAUGCAGCCAUGGACACCAGUCUGUGGAAUGCUGCCACCCACAGUUACUGUGGGUCCCCAUAGCUCAAUUAAUCUUGUCUAGAUAAAUCUCUCUCAUACAUGCUAGAGGUUGUCUCCUAGAUGAUUAUAGGUCCUUUCAAAUUGACAAUAUUAACAACACAAGAAGCACCUUAGCCCGUAAAUUAAUAUUUGGAAAUACAGAGUCAGCAUGCCACCAUUUUGAAACUCCUGGGAACGUAAUGGAUCCCGUGAUUUAUUCCCAAUUACUAUUCACAAAGGAAACUAUUUUGAACAAGACAGAAUUAAGUCACAUUAAACUAUUUGUUUCACAUAUGCCUACUAGUCUGGAUAGUUAAAUUUGUAAACCACAUUUUUAAAAACUAGGAAACAAAGUGAUAAAAGGAACCUGUGCUCAAGCUUGUCCCUAGGCACAGGACGGUGCUGGGCGACUCAGCAUGCUCUGGCUUGGCCAGGGGACCUGCGCACAGAGAACUUCCUCCCAGACACCCAGGAGGAAGCGGAAGUGCCGCUCUGCGUAGCCUUGGAGACGCGGGGGAGGCGUAGUCGCCUCGUUGCAAGACCUUUGACCCGCGCUCCGCCGCCUCAGAGGCGGAGUACCUAGGACGCCUGAAAAGGCCGAGGUGGCCGCGGGUCGCUGCCACGAUGGAGGUAACGGAUUCUGCUCAAGAUGCUGUGACUGCAGCACCCUCCGGGACCCCGAAAUCCAAGCUAGAAACAUUGCCCAGAGAAGAUCUCAUCAAGUUUGCCAAGAAGCAGAUGAUGCUCCUACAGAAAGCCAAAGCAAGGUGUACAGAAUUAGACAAAGAAGUUGAAGAGCUCAAAUCAAAACCUGUUGACGGAGGAACUGAUGAUAUGAUUAAGGUGCUAACUGAACGCUUGGAUGCUCUUCUUCUGGAAAAAGCAGAGACUGAACAACAGUGUCUGUGUCUCAAAAAAGAAAAUAUUAAAAUGAAGCAAGAGGUUGAGGAUUCUGUAACUAAACUGGAAGAGACACAAAAAGAGUUUGAACAAUCACAUAGAAACUACGUAAGAGAAAUGGAAAGUGUUAAAAAUGAACUGAUAGCAGUACACUCAGAGCACAGCAAAGAAAAGGCUGCCUUACAAAGAGACCUGGAGGGAGCAGUCCAUAGGCAAGCAGAGCUGUUAGAACAGCUCAAGUCUCAGAGCGACUCUGAAGAUAAUGUUAAAAAACUACAGGAAGAGAUUCAGAACAUUACAGCAGCAUUUGAGGAACAAACGUCAUGUCUACAAAAGCAAUUAGAAGCUACCAGUGAUGAAAAACAGCAAGAGAUUAUUCAUCUCCAGAAAGUCAUUGAGGACAACGCUCAGCACUACCAAAAAGAUAUUAAUACUUUCCAAGAAGAGAUUGUGCAGCUGAGAGCUACACACAAAGAAGAAGUUAAUGAGCUGAUGUCUCAAAUGGAAACAUUAGCUAAAGAACAUGAGGCAGCAGUAAAUAAGCUAAAAGAGAACAGAGUGACACUGUGUGAGACAAGUGAGACCAUUCCAGAGAAUUACCAAUGUGAAUCAGAAAGCUUAAAUGAAGACACCUCAGAUGCAAGCCAGGAGAAUCAAAAAUGCUCUGUGGCCUUACAGGAAGAUCCUUUUGCAGAACAUACAGUGUAUGAUAAAGUCAGACAAUUGGAAGAUUCAUUAAAAGAACUGGAAUCUCAACAUAGUAUCUUAAAAGAUGAAGUGACUUAUAUGAAUAAUCUCAAGUUAAAACUUGAAAUGGAUGCCCAGCAUAUAAAGGAUGAGUUUUUCCAUGAAAGAGAAGACUUGGAGUUUAAAAUUAAUGAACUGUUGCUGGCCAAAGAAGAACAGAGCUACGUAGUAGAAAAAUUAAAAUAUGAGCGAGAAGAUUUAAAUAGGCAGCUUUGCUGUACUGUGGAACAACAUAACAAAGAAAUACAGCGUCUUCAGGAGCACCAUCAGAAAGAAAUCUCUGAACUAAGUGAGACAUUUAUGUCAGGUUCAGAAAAAGAAAAGUUAGCAUUAAUGUUUGAAAUACAGGGACUUAAGGAACAGUGUGAAAAUCUACAACAUGAAAAGCAAGAGGUAGUUCUAAAUUAUGAGAGUUUACGAGAGAUGAUGGAAAUUUUACAAACGGAACUUGGAGAAUCUGCUGGAAAAAUAAGUCAAGAGUUUGAAACAAUGAAGCAACAGCAAGCAUCUGAUGUUCAUGAGCUUCAGCAGAAGCUAAGAACUGCUUUUAACGAAAAAGACGCUCUUCUUGAAACUAUAAAUCGCCUACAAGGAGAAAAUGAAAAAUUAUUAUCACAAGAAUUGGUAUCAGAACUCGAAAGUACCAUGAAGAACCUUAAGGCAGAUAAUAGCAUGUACUUAGCCAGCCUUGGUCAAAAAGAUACCCUGUUACAAGAAUUAGAAGCAAAGAUAAGUUCUCUUGCUGAAGAAAAAGAUGAUUUUAUAAGUAAAAUCAAAACUUCCCGUGAAGAGAUAGAUGAUCUCCAUCAGAAAUGGGAAAGGGAACAGAAACUGUCUGUAGAACUCAGGGAAGCAGCAGAGCAAGCCGCCCAGCACAACAGUGAACUGAGACAAAGAGUAAGUGAAUUAACAGGAAAACUAGAUGAAAUAUUAAGAGAAAAGAGUCAAAAUGACCAAAACAUUAUGGUUCAAAUGAAAACCAUGACAGAAGACCAAGAAGCAUUGUCAUCUAAAAUCAAGUCUCUUUAUGAGGAAAACAAUAGACUGCAUUCUGAAAAGGUCCAGUUGAGUAGAGAUUUAGAAGCUCUUCAGUCUCAACAAGAUUUUGCCUAUAAAGAGCAUGUUGCUGAAUUCGAAAAGAAACUCCAGUUAAUGGUUGAAGAACGAGAUGAUUUAAAUAAACUGCUUGAAAAUGAGCAACUUCAGAAGUCAUUUGUCAAAACUCAGUUGUACGAGUUUCUUAAGCAAAUGAGGCCAAGCAUUUUAGAAGAUAAUGAAGAGGAAGAUGUUGUCACAGUUCUAAAAGCUGUGGGUGAAUCCUUAGUGACAGUAAAGGAAGAAAAGCAUAACUUAGUCUUUGAAUAUGAUGCGAGAGUAUUAGAAUUAGAAAGGAGGAUUAAGUGCCUUCAAGAGGAGAGUGUAGUUCAGUGUGAAGAACUAAGGGCUUUAGUAAGAGACUCUGAACAAGAGAAAAUUCUCCUAAGAAAAGAAUUAGAUGAAGUCACAUCAACAAAAGAGGCCCUGCAGUGUGAUAUUCUAGAAAUGAAGAAUACUAAUGAAAAAACAAGCCUUGAAAAUCAGACUCUUUCAACUCGGGUUGAAGAAUUAUCGCGGUCAUUACACAGCAAAAAUGAAGUCCAUAAUGAAAAGGAUCUUGUCAUAGAACAUGAAAACCUGAGGCUAUCGCUUGAGCAGAGGGAGUCUGAGCUACAAGAUGUGAGAGCAGAAUUGAUGCUGCUGAAGGAUUCCUUAGAGAAAUCGCCUUCUGUAAAAAAUGAUCAACUUUCAUUGGUAAAAGAGCUGGAAGAAAAAAUAGAAAGUCUGGAAAAAGAAUCCAAAGACAAGGAUGAGAAAAUCAGUAAGAUAAAACUAGUCGCUGUGAGAGCAAAGAAAGAACUAGAUUCUAACAGGAAAGAGGCCCAGACACUACGGGACGAACUCGAGUCCGUACAGUCAGAAAAGGACCGCUUAUCUGCUUCUAUGAAGGAGUUUAUCCAAGGAGCAGAAAGCUAUAAGAAUCUUCUGUUAGAAUAUGACAAGCAGUCAGAACAGCUGGAUGUGGAAAAAGAACGUGCUAAUAAUUUUGAACAUCACAUAGAAGACCUUACCAAACAAUUAAGAGAUUCGACUUGCCAGUAUGAAAAACUAACUUCCGACAAUGAGGAUCUCCUGGCUCGAAUUGAGACCCUGCAGGCUAAUGCCAGGUUAUUAGAAGCACAGAUCUUAGAGGUCCAGAGAGCCAAAGGAGUAGUAGAAAAAGAACUGGAAGCUGAAAAACUUCAGAAAGAGCAGAAAAUUAAGGAACAUGUCAGUACUACAAAUGAGCUUGAAGAACUUCAACUCCAAUUUCAAAAGGAAAAGAAGCAGCUUCAGAAAACGAUGCAAGAAUUAGAACUGGUUAAAAAGGAUGCCCAACAGACCACGUUGAUGAAUAUGGAAAUAGCAGAUUACGAACGUUUGAUGAAAGAAUUAAAUCAAAAGUUAACAAAUAAAAACAGUAAGAUAGAAGAUUUGGAGCAAGAAAUGAAAAUUCAGAAACAGAAACAAGAAACCCUACAAGAAGAAAUGACUUCCCUGCAGUCUUCAGUACAGCACUACGAAGAAAAGAACGCCCAAAUCAAGCAGCUGCUUGUGAAAACCAAAAAGGAACUGGCAGAUGCAAAGCAAGCAGAAACUGAUCACUUACUACUCCAGGCGUCUUUAAAGGGCGAGCUGGAAGCAAGCCAGCAGCAAGUAGAAGUCUAUAAAAUUCAGCUAGCUGAGAUGACAUCUGAGAAACACAAAAUCCAUGAGCACCUGAAGACUUCUGCGGAACAGCACCAGCGCACACUAAGUGCAUACCAGCAGAGGGUGGUGGCCCUGCAGGAAGAGAGCCGCACUGCCAAGGCAGAGCAAGCUGCUGUCACCUCUGAAUUUGAGAACUACAAAGUCCGGGUUCAUAACGUUCUAAAACAACAGAAAAAUAAAUCUGUGUCUCAGGCUGAAACUGAGGGAGCUAAACAAGAAAGGGAACACCUGGAAAUGCUGAUUGACCAACUGAAAAUCAAGUUACAGGACAGCCAAAACAGCUUACAAAUCAGUGUGUCAGAGUUCCAGACACUGCAGUCUGAGCAUGACACUCUGCUAGAGAGGCACAACCGGAUGCUGCAGGAAACUGUGACCAAAGAGGCGGAACUUCGGGAAAAGUUAUGUUCAGCUCAAUCUGAGAACACCAUGUUGAAGUCUGAACACGCCCAGACAAUGUGUCAGCUGACAUCCCAGAAUGAGGCCCUCCGUAACAGCUUCCGAGACCAAGUUCGACACUUGCAGGAUGAGCACAGAAAGACAGUGGAGACCUUGCAGCACCAGCUCUCCAAGGUGGAAACUCAGCUCUUCCAGCUCAAGAGUGAGCCACCCACAAAAAGCCCUGCUUCUUCCCAUCAACCUUCAAAAAGCCUCCGAGAAAGACGGACCACAGACCUCCCCCUUCUGGACAUGCACACUGUGACCCGAGAGGAGGGGGAAGGGAUGGAGACAACUGACAGUGAGUCUGUGUCUUCGGCCGGCACACACAUUCAGUCCUUGGAGCAGCUCCUUAGCUCUCCUGACAGCAAGCUUGAACGUCUUACAGAGGCCUCCUUAUGGCAUACAGAAUUUACCAAAGAAGAAUUGGCUGAGAAGCUCAGUUCCACCACGAAGAGUGCAGAUCACUUAAAUGGCCUGCUUCGGGAGACAGAGGCUACCAACGCCAUCCUUAUGGAGCAAAUUAAGCUUCUCAAAAGUGAAAUAAGAAGACUGGAAAGAAACCAAGAGCGGGAGAAGUCUGUGGCUAACCUGGAGUACUUGAAGAAUGUCCUACUGCGGUUCAUUUUCCUGAAGCCGGGUAGUGAAAGAGAGAGGCUUCUUCCUGUGAUAGACACGAUGCUGCAGCUCAGCCCUGAAGAAAAGGGAAAGCUUGCCACAGUUGCUCAAGGUGAGGAAGAAAGUGCCUCUCGUUCCUCUGGAUGGGCAUCCUACCUUCAUAGCUGGUCUGGACUGCGAUAGGUUGACAGAAAGAAGAUUCUUUAGUGAUGCAACAGAACUCCUUUGGAAAAGCUGGGUAUCAUUUGAUCAUGAAGUGUGCAUCUCUGUUCACAUCCCCUGAUGAUUGUACAUAUGUAUAGCCCAUGUAUAUAGAAUCUCAUCUUGUAGUAAAAGGACAUCAGCUUGAAGUAGUGGUACCAAUUGUUCAUGGUCCUCUAACUCAGCAUGUGGCCUCAUGGUCUCUGUGAUCUCCACCCACAGAGGAAACGGUUCAUUCCUGCACUCUGGAACCCCAGGAGACACUCAUUUCUAAGUAGUAUUGUGAAUUUUGAUAUUGAACUAAAUUUUGGUACCAAACCAACUGGGGAAUUUAAUCUUUUAAAAUAAUGUUUCAAGAUUGAGGAAAUGCUUUAUUGAUAAGGUUGACAUGUUUAUUAAAAGAUUAUGAAGUAAAUAUGCUAUGGUUUAAUUAUGAGGCUAACUUAAAUUGCAAUUCAGUCAGUUACUUUAAAAUAAACCUCCCUCCCAUUUGUAAUUUUCAAAAUUGGCCCUAGUCCUGGUAAUGUGACACUGACAGAAUAGGUGGGCUCCACCUCAGCUGAUGUGUUCUGUGGUGUCUCCAGGCUUGUUUGCUGCCACUCAUAAGCCAUGAGUCUCUUUUGAGAAUUCCCUACAUCUCAAAACAGUGACUGUCUUACUCAGCAUUAAAUCUACAUGUGAACCUGGUGCUUCCAGUAUUGUUCAAGUAUUCUUAUUUCCUAAGCAGGACCCCAGAGGGCUCAGACCCUCUAUUGGUGAACAAGCCUAGCUGGGGGAGUGUCUCUGUCCUUAUGUCUCUGGAAAUACUAUAUUGACUAGAUUAAAAUUGUGCUCUUAAAUCAGAUUUGGGGGUUAUAUUUUAAUAUGUAAUUUGUUAAUGAAUAGUGCUGUCUGGAGUCUUAAGCUUACGUUUAUUCUCCAGUUGUCAGUCUCAGCUUGAAACUGUCCUUUAGUCACUAUGAAUAUUGGUUUCCAACCUGGUUUGACUGAAAUUUACUGCUGACAUGUUGAGUUUGUUCUCUUAAAGCUGUUUGACUCUCAGUGUUCGCUCUACCUGUGUUAGAACAGACCUAGCAAGUGAGUGUGCUGAUUCAAACACAUCUCUCUCAGCUGACUCUUUAAGGUAAGGUUUUCUACCUUUAUAAACUGUGAAUGUGAGUAUGCCCAGCGGAAUCCCAUGUAAUUUCAGUACUAUUUAAAUAAACUCCAUGUUUUCUUUGGGCCUAAUAUGCCUUUUGAAGUCUGUAUAAACUUGUUUUCAAAUCUAAUCUGUUCAUAUGAAUAUAAUAAAAAUACCUUUUGCAUGGUAAAAAUUACUUUGAUUACAAAAGAUAUAUAUAUGCUUUUUGUGACCAGCAAUAAGAAACUGUAAUGACUGAUAUUUCUAUUAAAUGCACUUAACUAUA
Messenger RNA from Rattus norvegicus (Norway rat), 8641 nucleotides. The record is from RefSeq and is a predicted model, not a curated record. Lineage: Eukaryota; Metazoa; Chordata; Mammalia; Rodentia; Muridae.